This is a messenger RNA of Miscanthus lutarioriparius, 510 nucleotides long. Lineage: Eukaryota; Viridiplantae; Streptophyta; Magnoliopsida; Poales; Poaceae. The record is from the annotation of a GenBank genome assembly.
AUGGCAUCGCCAUCUCCUGCUUCCUCCUCCUCCUACUCCUCCUUGGAAACAAGUAUCUUAUCGGAGAUCGGUGAUCUCGCACCAGACGACAUCUUCCUAUGUACCAGGGCUCAGGCCGUGGUCCGUAGCUCCUCCACGUACCAGCUUCUUCAUCUUGGAUUCGAGGGCAACCUCCCACGUGGUCCGCGACGUGUCAGUAUUCUCGCCGUCGUUCUCGACGGGAGGGUGCUCACCGUCGCCGGGGUCGGCACCGUAUCCUGCGACAACUUCCGUAUCCCCAACGCGCGGUGUGUCCCAGACCUCUGUACCGGACUCAACCUGGUCUCCGUGCAGCAGCUAGCUGAAUGCGGCUACCUCGCCAUGUUCGGCGGCGGCCAGUGCUCUGUCAUGGAGCAGAGCAGCAGUAAAAUCGUCGGGAAAGGCCGGUUGCACGCCGACGGUGGCCUGUACCACCUCGAGUUCCUCAAUAUCCCACACGACAAAGCCUGUGAAGAUAGCUCGCCAACAUGA